Messenger RNA from Drosophila willistoni, 2633 nucleotides. Its product is annotated as unc-112-related protein. Lineage: Eukaryota; Metazoa; Arthropoda; Insecta; Diptera; Drosophilidae. Gene Ontology annotation, molecular function: integrin binding. Gene Ontology annotation, biological process: cell-matrix adhesion; integrin-mediated signaling pathway. The transcript has 2 exons. The record is from RefSeq and is a predicted model, not a curated record. The coding region runs from base 205 to 2370 and encodes 721 amino acids. Gene Ontology annotation, cellular component: cell-substrate junction.
UCGGCAGCGCCGCUUUCUUUUUCAAUGAGUUUUCCCGAUCCGUAAUUUCCAUUGAAUUCAAGUGAAAAUCAAUCAAAAUCAAUGAAUUUAGCAACCGAAAAGAGAAUAUUAUAGCAUAGACAAAGCGCCCGCAUUGAAGACGUUGCCAGAUUUGGGAAUUGAGGCCAUCCAUUCGCUGACAUCAUUUUAGGGCCCCCAAUCAAGAUGAUUCACGUAGGCGACAAUUCAUGGAAUCUAAGGAUUUUCAUCACCGAUUUGUCCUUGGAGCGGCAAAUGCGUGUGCGUGGCGACCAGCAUUUGGGUGCCAUAAUGCUGCAGCUGGUCGAUCCGGAGAAUCCGAAAGAUUGGUCAGAUCAUGCUCUGUGGUGGCCAGCAAGGAACAUUUGGUUAACCCGCACGCGUCUCACCCUAGAUCAGUAUGGCGUCCAGGCGGAUAGUUUGCUUCAUUUCACUCCGAUGCAUAAGAUUUUGCGCGUCCAGUUGCCAGAUUUGCGCUAUUUGGACUGCCGUGUGGACUAUUCGUUGAAGACUUUCGGCGCAGUGGUCAAUCUUUGCAAGCAAUUGGAUAUACGUUAUCCCGAGGAGUUGUCUUUGAGCAAACCCUUGGAAGCGGACCAUCUUAAGAGGAACUUUGCCCAGGAGCAUCAGCAGCAAAAACGUGGCGUCAAUGUGGAACCGGCAGCGGAUACCAACUCGUUUGUGCCCAUCAUUGCAGCUUCUGAUCAUCAGCAUCAGCAUCAUGGUGGAGUAGCGGAUGGUGGCAGUUCUGGAAGUUUGGAUAAGCCCUCGUCACCAGGCAUGUUCUUUUGUGCUCCUUUGUCGCCGCACGAGCAGCGCAGUCAACGUCAACGUCAACGUUCGCCGCUGACUUCCUCCUCGCCGUCGCCCGGCACCUGGCAGCCUAGCAAUUUGGGUUAUGCCACCUACGAUUCGUCGUCUUCGAGUCUGGGAGAUUUUCAAGAGAAUCUGGCGUGCUCACCUGCAACUCCUAGCAGAGAGGUUAGAGAGCGACUUCUGAGACCCAAAUCGCUGGAGGAGAAAGCCCGCCUGAAUGUGGGCUGGUUGGAUUCAUCUUUGUCCCUCAUGGAGCAGGGCAUUAGGGAGUAUGAUACGCUUCUGUUACGUUUCAAAUACUUUACCUUUUUCGAUCUGAAUCCCAAAUACGACCAGGUGCGAAUCAAUCAAUUGUACGAGCAGGCCAAGUGGUCCAUAUUGAAUGAACAACUCGACUGCACCGAGGAGGAGUCUCUGAUGUUUGCUGCCUUGCAAUAUCAGGUGAAUCACUAUCAUCACAUUGACACCAUCGAUUCGGGCAUUGAGGAGACAUCGAGUCAAGAGAACGACGAUGACGAGAUCGAUUCAGCCCUCAAGGAGCUAGAGAUCACUUUGGAAGGCUCUGAUCACUUGAGGAAAACAGCCAAUAUAACCCAUAUUCCGGAAUUGGCUGAUUAUCUGCUCUAUCUAAAGCCGCAGAGAUUCACGUGGAGGGGCUUCAAACGCUAUUAUUUCACCUAUAAGGAUCUGCACUUGCUCCUCUACAAGAACGCGGAGGAAUCGCGCCUGAAUCGUGGCAAUCCCUCGUUAAAGAUCAAUCUGCUGGGCUGUGAGAUCAAGACGGAAGUGAAUCAGGCCCAGCACAAGUAUGCCAUACGGUUGGAGGUCGAUCCCGAACAGGGCAACAACAAGUCCAAUAGUGAGUUGUGGAUAAAAUGCGACAACGAUUUGCAAUAUGCCAAAUGGUUGGCCGCCUGUCGUCUGGCGUCGAAGGGUCGCUCCCUAGCCGAUAGCUCCUAUGAGAGUGAAAUCGAUCAGAUUCUUUCGCUAUUGCAAAUUCAAAAACCUUUGCCCGGUAUACCAGUCGAUAUCGAUCCGAUUUCUGUCGAUCCACUGGACUAUCUGUCGCCCAAAAUGCUUCGCAAAUUGUCCAACAAGUCGGUUCAGCGCAUUCUCGAGGCCCAAGCCAAUGUUCGCGAGUUGACAGCGAUUGAAUCAAAAAUGAAAUACAUUCAAGCCUGGCAAUCGUUGCCCGAUUUCGGGGUCACCCUGUUUAUCAUUAAAUUUGAUGGUCAUCGGCGGGAGGAACUCCUCGGUGUGGCUCACAAUCGCAUCAUGCGCAUGGAUCUCCAUAGCGGGGAUCAUUUGAAGACUUGGCGUUACGAUUCCAUGAAAGCAUGGAAUGUCAAUUGGAAUAUCAAAUGCAUGAUGAUUCAAUUUCAGAACGAGAAUUUAGUGUUUUCUUGCCAUUCGGCCGAUUGCAAGGUGGUACAUGAGUUUAUUGGCGGCUACAUAUUCAUGUCAAUGCGUUCAAAGGAUAACAAUCAGACAUUGAAUGAUGAACUUUUCCACAAAUUGACCGGUGGAUGGUCUUAGGACGGACGACAACUUCUGCCAAUCCUGUAACUUGUUGAUCCUUUCUCUAUAUUUACUUAACUUAUUUGUUGACCAGUGGCAACCCUACUGCCCUAACCUAAAAAUCGACUCACCACAUUAAUGCAAUUAGCCCCCCCUCUACUUAUUAUUACUAUUAUUAUUAUUAUUUUUUUUUUGUGUAAACUAAUCUUGUUAAUCUUGACUAGCCAAAGGUGAAAAUGCCUUACUAACUUUUAAGUAUCAAUAAAAAUAAUUAAACCCAA